Molecule: messenger RNA, 1842 nt
Organism: Argiope bruennichi
Lineage: Eukaryota; Metazoa; Arthropoda; Arachnida; Araneae; Araneidae
Product: glutathione peroxidase-like
Exons: 3
Biological process (GO): response to oxidative stress
Molecular function (GO): glutathione peroxidase activity
Source: RefSeq, a predicted model, not a curated record
UUUCCCCAGUUAAAAACCCGAUCUCGACCAGCUGAGGCAGACUUUUCAGUGCUGCUACCAUGGGGUGGCUUGGGUUAGCGUUCGCUGCCCUUACCUGCGGAGUCUUCCUGGGUCCGGCCCGGGGCUCGAGGGUCCCUAGCCGUUCGUGCAUACGCCCGUCCCAUUCGGACACAACUGUCUACAAUUUUACCCUGCCCGAUCUGCUCGAGACACGCAACAUCAGCUUGUCCGAGUACGAGGGCAAGAUCCUUCUGUUGGUCAAUGUGGCCACCUACUGAGGUUUCACCUGGCACUACUCACAACUGAAUGCACUCACCACCAAUUAUAAAGAGAAUGGGUUCGACAUCCUCGGAUUCCCAUGUAAUCAAUUUGGUAAACAAGAGCCAGGUGGAAACGGACAAGAAAUUAUGAACGGAAUCCGCUAUGUGAGACCAGGCAACGGAUUCCUUCCCAAUUUCCCUAUCUUCAAGAAAAUCGAUGUGAACGGAGAGACAGAACAUCCUCUCUACACUUUCCUCAAGGAAUAUUGUCCGCCAACUCGUGAUGAGUUCGCCGACCAAACGAAGUUAUUCUACACUCCGAUGAAGAAUCGCGACAUCCGUUGGAAUUUCGAGAAAAUUUUGGUGGACCGUACGGGAAUGCCUGUGAUGAGGUAUGACCCCUCUGUGAAACCGGAAGACAUUGCGAAAGACAUCGACUACUUAGUAUCGCAAAGUUAACAGAGUCAAGAACCAAACGUCCGUUACUUAAACAAUAAUUGUGGAAAUGAUUUUCACUUAUAUUCUUCAAUGUUUUAUAAUGUUUAUUGAUUUUAAUUUCCAAGCUCGGGCUCUUGAUGCAAUUAUAUACAUGGCUUUUACUUCAAAAGUUUUAAUUUUUGAAAUCUGUUGUUUUCAAACAAUAAAAUGCCUGAUGAUAUCUGCGCAAUUAUAUUUUAGAUGCCUUUAAUUAUAUUUGUGAUCUUCUGUAUAUCGACAUUCAAAUAUAAGAUAAGAUUUAAAGAUUUUUUAAUUCUUAAAAUGUCGGCUUGCAAUCGAAUUUUACAGACACUUUCAGAAAAGAGAGAAUUCAUUUUUAAAAAAACAAGUUAGAUUAGAGAACUUGGUACUGCACAGUCGCCAAGUGCCAAGUAGUUGCCAAAUUGGCGACUCUUCUGGCACUCAUUAUGAAGACCAUCAUCAUAUAAGCUGAAAUGUAAUACCAAAUUUGGUGAAUCAUCGCUUGAAAAAAUUCAAGUUUGAUGUUGAUUUGACGACUCUAGUACCGUGUUCUAAAUUGAUCCAAGAAGUCAUGCCUGUAAUUCCAACAAGAGCCUGAAUAUUAAUUAUUAUUUAAUUCAGUUAUUUCUAAGUCAUAUUUUUAUGUAUAAGCUUAAUAUAUUUUUUUUUAUGUAAAGAAUUUUCUGGCUUGUAAUAUAAACCAGAAUAUCUGUAUUUUAUUCUAAUGUACGUGACAAAAUUUUUAUUCUUUCCUUUCUAAAACUGUUUCCACCUGUAAUAUAAAACUAUGGGACACACUUAUCUUUUAAUUCUUGUAAACUUGGUGUUGCAAGUCUUGAAAUUUUGCAUGUAUUUCCUAUGUAUAUCAUUUGUUGCAUCUACGUUGACUUAAUUUAGACAUCCGAUCCUAAUUCAUGAAGAGCAUGCCUUAAACCUUCGGUGGCUUGCUUGGAGGAGUUUGAAAGCUCAUGGAUUGGUCUUCUAGUGCAUUCAGCCAAGCAUGAGCUGGAAAACAUAGGAUGCAGGAUAUUAAAUUAUUUUAAUGCAGAUCAAACUGUAAUGUUUACGUAAGAUUUACAUGACAAAAUGUUGUGUCAAAAAUAAACUUGUUUUACCAAUUGAA